AAGAAGAAAAGCGCGCUUUCCCCCAUUCUGGUCGCUCAAUUUCCUCAACUCCUAUCCCCGUGAAACUCAAAGGUCUUUUGAUUUUCUCCGAGUUGUUUGUCAGGGAGAAACAGGGAAAGAGGGGAAAAUGGACAUCAAGAAUGCGGGGUCUUCACUUGAUUCUUUGGUAUCCUCAUUCAACACUCGGAUAUCGGAGAUUCAACAGCUUGUCGUAGCUCGAAACAUGUACCCGGCAAGCAGCAUUUCAGAUUUGUCAGCUAUUGACUCUGCAUUGAAGGUAUUGGAGCUUCAGCUCCACAAAAUAAAAAUCCGGAUGCGUGAAGAAACUGAAGCCAUCCCCAAAGCCAAGAAGCUAAUAGAAGCGUCGCUGCGGCAGCAAAAGAAAUUGCAAAAUUUAUCUUCUGUUGUUCCAUCAUAUGUUCCUGAUAGAGUGACUAAAACAACUGAAGAUGAUACUAAAUGUUUACAUCUAGAGCCCAGUGUUGAGGAGAGUUUUGUUUCUCUGAAACUUGAGGAGCCUGCACCCAAGGAGAAAAAAGGUCGCGCCUCCCCGCCACUUUUCUACCUUAACUCUGAUGAACUGAAUUCUGUACCACCGUAUAUGAAACAGCGGAUCACUUUGGAAAAGGUCAAUGCAGCAAUAAAUGACAUGGCUACUUAUGCUGAAGCAACUUCCCAGCUUCUCACAGCCCCUCGUAAAAAGCUCAAAGAAAAUCUUGUGGAGAGAGCAAUGGAAUUAAGAGAUAUUGCAGCAACAGAAGCAGUUAAAGGAAAGCAUUUCUUUCUUGAAACUGACAUCAAAGGGCCUUCACUGAAGCUUGACAAUACAGGAAAAGCAAUACUAACUGUCCUCCGACACCUUGGUCGUAUAAGUGAAACUCGAAUUGGUCAUCACCGUGUGAUCCUUCUAUUGAGGCCUCACUGAAUAACUUCAUGUGAGGACUUCAUUUAGUAAAUUACCAUUGACUGGCAACAUUCAAGCUCUCCUAAAGUGCAGACACCUAUCAGAGGAACCUGUUGCUGUUUGCUUCUUUCUUUGAGGACUCUUUUGUAAUAGCUUGAUGAGCGGAACCAAGAUAUUAUACAGUAUAAAAUUGUAUGAGAUUAUCGAAUUAUUGAUGCAGAGUUCAUAUUAAGGGAUCAAAUGUUAAGUGGCAGUGUUUAUUAUUGAUUUGACGGGUAGUUUGAUUUGAAGACAAGUUAUGCAGGGAUUACUUAUGUAUGGAUUAGUCAUGCGGAGAUUAGUUAUGUAGAAAUCAGUUAUGAAUAGAUUUUACAAUA
This is a messenger RNA of Solanum dulcamara, 1281 nucleotides long. Its product is annotated as spindle and kinetochore-associated protein 1 homolog. Gene Ontology annotation, biological process: regulation of microtubule polymerization or depolymerization; mitotic cell cycle; cell division. The coding region runs from base 128 to 925 and encodes 265 amino acids. The record is from RefSeq and is a predicted model, not a curated record. The transcript is spliced from 10 exons. Lineage: Eukaryota; Viridiplantae; Streptophyta; Magnoliopsida; Solanales; Solanaceae. Gene Ontology annotation, molecular function: microtubule binding. Gene Ontology annotation, cellular component: outer kinetochore; spindle microtubule; mitotic spindle.